ACUGAUCUCUCGGCAAACUAGACCCAGACCUUCACUGACGUCUCUUCUGGAUUUCUGGCUUGGCACUUGUAUUGCUUGAUACAACCACUGCAAUUGGAGAACUAGGAUGGAAAACAUAUCCUUUAAAUGGGUGGGAUGCCAUAACAGAAAUGGAUGAAUACAAUCGCCCCAUCCAUACUUACCAGGUAUGCAACGUUAUGGAACCCAACCAGAACAACUGGCUUCGUACAAAUUGGAUCUCCCGUGAUGCAGCCCAGAAAAUUUAUGUGGAAAUGAAGUUUACACUGAGAGACUGCAACAGCAUUCCAUGGGUACUGGGGACAUGCAAAGAAACAUUUAACCUCUACUACCUGGAAUCAGAUGAAUCCCAUGGAAUUAAAUUCAAGCCAAACCAGUACAGUAAAAUUGAUACUAUCGCAGCUGAUGAGAGUUUUACCCAGAUGGAUUUGGGUGAUCGCAUCCUUAAACUGAACACAGAAGUUCGUGAGGUGGGACCAAUAAACAGGAAAGGAUUUUUUCUUGCCUUUCAAGAUAUUGGCGCGUGCAUUGCUUUGGUUUCUGUCCGUGUUUACUACAAAAAGUGUCCUUUCACUGUUCGGAAUUUGGCUAUGUUUCCUGACACUAUUCCAAGGGUUGAUUCUUCCUCUUUAGUGGAAGUACGAGGUUCGUGUGUGAAGAGUGCUGAGGAGCGGGACACUCCAAAGUUAUAUUGUGGAGCAGAUGGGGAUUGGCUUGUGCCUCUAGGACGAUGCAUCUGCAGUGUUGGUUAUGAAGAAAUAGAUGGUUCCUGCCAUGCUUGCAGAUCAGGAUUCUACAAAGCAUUUGCUGGAAAUAUAAAGUGUUCCAAAUGCCCCCCACACAGUCAAACCUUUGUGGAAGCAACAUCUGUGUGUCAGUGUGAAAAAGGUUUCUUUCGAGCUGAGAAGGAUCCACCAACUAUGGCAUGUACCCGCCCUCCUUCUGCUCCAAGGAAUGUUAUUUUUAACAUUAAUGAAACUGCUCUCAUGUUGGAAUGGAGCCCACCAAGUGACACAGGAGGGAGAAAAGACCUCACAUACAGUGUAAAUUGUAAGAAAUGUGGGUCUGAUGCCAGCCAGUGUGAGAUAUGUGGAGGAGGAAUCCGAUUCAUUCCAAGACAUACAGGACUAAUCAAUUCCUCAGUAACUGUGCUUGAUUUUGUGUCUCAUGUGAACUACACUUUUGAAAUAGAAGCCAUGAAUGGAGUCUCGGAAUUAAGUUUUUCACCCAAGGAGUUCACAGCUAUUACAAUUACCACUGAUCAGGAUGCACCCUCCUUGAUAGGUAUGGUCAGAAAGGACUGGGCUUCCCAAAACAGCAUUGCCCUCUCAUGGCAAGAGCCUGAUUUUCCUAAUGGAGCCAUUCUGGACUACGAGAUCAAGUACUAUGAGAAAGAGCAUGAGCAGCUCAGCUAUUCCUCCACAAGGUCAAAGGCUCCAAGUGUUAUCGUCACAGGUCUCAAACCAGCCACCAAGUACAUAUUUCAUAUCAGAGUCAGGACGGCAACAGGAUACAGCGGCUAUAGCCAGAAGUUUGAAUUUGAAACUGGAGAUGAAACUUCAGAUAUGGCAGCAGAACAGGGGCAGAUUCUUGUUAUUGCCACAGCUGCUGUUGGAGGAUUCACGCUCCUAGUCAUUCUCACUCUUUUCUUCCUCAUUACUGGAAGGUGCCAGUGGUAUAUAAAGGCAAAAAUGAAGUCUGAAGAAAAACGAAGAGCUCAUUUGCAAAAUGGACAUUUACGAUUCCCAGGAACCAAAACAUACAUUGAUCCAGACACAUAUGAAGACCCGUCACUUGCUGUUCAUGAAUUUGCUAAGGAGAUAGAUCCAUCACGAAUUCGUAUUGAGAGAGUUAUCGGGGCAGGUGAAUUUGGAGAAGUGUGCAGUGGUCGGCUGAAAACGCCUGGGAAAAGAGAGAUUCCAGUGGCCAUAAAAACUUUGAAAGGUGGAUAUGUCGACAGACAGAGGCGGGAUUUCCUACGAGAAGCUAGUAUAAUGGGACAGUUUGAUCACCCAAAUAUUAUCCGCCUGGAAGGAGUUGUUACAAAAAGCAGACCAGUAAUGAUUGUGGUUGAAUACAUGGAGAAUGGAUCCCUUGACUCCUUUUUACGGAAGCAUGAUGGCCACUUCACAGUUAUCCAGCUAGUUGGCAUGCUACGUGGAAUUGCUUCUGGCAUGAAAUAUCUCUCAGAAAUGGGCUAUGUACAUCGAGACUUGGCAGCUCGGAAUAUUUUGGUCAACAGUAAUCUCAUGUGUAAAGUCUCUGAUUUUGGAUUAUCACGGGUAUUAGAGGAUGAUCCUGAAGCAGCUUAUACAACAAGUGGUGGAAAGAUUCCCAUCAGAUGGACAGCUCCUGAAGCUAUAGCCUACAGGAAGUUCUCUUCAGCAAGCGAUACAUGGAGUUAUGGGAUUGUCAUGUGGGAAGUAAUGUCAUAUGGAGAAAGACCAUAUUGGGAAAUGUCUAACCAGGAUGUCAUUCUAUCCAUAGAAGAAGGCUACAGGCUUCCAGCUCCCAUGGGCUGCCCAGCUUCUCUCCAUCAACUAAUGCUUCAUUGCUGGCAAAAGGAGAGAAACCACCGGCCAAAGUUCACCGACAUUGUCAGCUUCCUAGACAAAUUGAUACGCAACCCCAGUUCUCUUCAUACUCUAGUGGAGGAUGUACUUGUAAUGCCAGAUUCACCUGGUGAAGUUCCCGAAUACCCUUUCUUUGUAUCAGUCAGUGAUUGGCUGGACUCAAUAAAAAUGGGCCAAUACAAAAAUAACUUCAUGGCAGCAGGGUAUACAACUAUGGAUCUUGUUUCAAGAAUGAGCAUUGAUGACAUUAGAAGAAUUGGUGUUGUACUUAUUGGACACCAGAGACGAAUAGUGAGCAGUUUACAGACUUUCCGAUUACACAUGAUGCACAUACAGGAGAAAGGAUUCCAUGUAUGAAAGUUCUAGAAUCGACUAUGUUUUGUGCCUCAGCAUUUUUUAAAUGGAAGAUAUUCUCAUUCCUCCUUUCUGCUCUUCCCAGCUUCAAGAAUUGAAACUUCCUAUUCAUACUAUAAACACAUAAUGUUUAUGUUAAUACUUCCAACUUGAAAUUUUUAACCACACUGCAUAGUUCCUCCCUCAGUUAACUGCCAAUAAUCCUGGCGCACUGCAAGACUGUUGCUACACAAUGGUGAACAGCUCAGCAUGGAUGUAUAACUUUGUAUAACAGUAAAGUAUUUGGAAAACUUUCAUUGACUUCUUUGAAAGUUAAAGCCUUCUGAGGCAUUGGAGUGGCUACCUUCUUGAUGUGUUAGACUAUGAUGAUAGUUUUUUUAAAAAAAGUAAUUGACAUUUCUUCUCAUGUUUUGUGACCAUUUAGCUUCCAAUAUACAAUGUGCAAUCAGAGAAAGAGUUGGACAUAAAUAUUUAUUUUACUGUUAAUGGGAAAUUACAAAUGUAUGGGUUGUAUUGUAUUAUUUACUUUGUAACAGUUCAAUUGCUGGUGUGCUGGUAUGCAAGUUGUAAGAAUUCUUGGCCAGGAUGAACAAUGACAACUUACAGUGAAUACUUUGUGCGUGUCUGAAGAGGUUGAAAUGGAUGAUUUGAGAGAAUGAUAAUAUCACAUUUUUGUGAUGCUUUGUGUUUUCCUUAAAUACAUUUAAUUCGCUUGGAAACCAGGUUCCUUUACCCCAGACUUCGCCAAGCUGGUACCCUCUAGAUAUUUUAGACCACAUCUUCCAUCAGUCAGUCAGAUUUUUUUAUUGGUUGUAGCCAAUAGCCAUUACAAUAAGAAUCACAACUCCCAGUAGCCCUGGGGUCGAUGGGAGUUGUAAUCCAAAACAUCUAGAAAGCACCAGCUUGGCAAAGACUGCAUUACCCUAAUCUAGUGUAACUGGUAAAAUUAUUAUUUAUUAAUUAAUCAAAAUUGUAUCCUGCCCUUCCUCUCAGUAAAAAAUUAAUUAUUUGCUAGUUUUACUGUUACUCAUUUUUAAAUUGUCUGUAUAUGCCUCAACUACAUACUGAACUAUCCCCAGAAAGAUUGUUUUAAGCAAUAUGCAAUGCAUAAUAGUUGUCUGCUAUUCUGUACAAUGCAGUUUUGCAGACUUUGUAAUUAUAAAUUUAUACAUGCUGCAAAACGAAAUACUUGCUAUAUUUGCAUAUGAAAAUUCUUAACUAUCACAGUUUUGUGGCAUACUUAUUCUACUGUAGGCCAGCCAUUUUUUUAAUUUAAAAAAAAUAAAAAUGCAAUUUUUCCAAAUAUAAUUUCAUGAAAAAUGUUAAUUUUACUCCAAUAUUUGUUCUGUCUUGGGGAUAUUUUCAGUUUUCCCUGCUUUGUCAAGUUUUCCAAUCAGUACAAGUGGGAGAGCAUUCUAGUGAUGGCAUUAUUUUCAAAUACGAUCGUACUUUUAUCCAUUAAUGGUCAAUGUGCUAGACUAACCAAUGUGACCCAUUAACACAGUCAAGAAAUGUCUAUUUGAGAGGUAAACCAGGCUGAUAUAUAGGAAUCUGAGUAAGUGAUCUGGUGGUGCUCAUUAACUUAGCCAUCUUAACUGAUAUCUUAGAUAAGUUAGUCCUUGCAGUUACAAAUGUUAAUAGCCAUAAAAUAUACUGAAAGACGAUACUCUAAAAUAUCUGUACCUCUACAAAAAAAAUGUCAUUGAUCUCUUGGGCUACAUCAUCCAAAUUCUGCAUGGGAUAUAUGCCACCAUGUACCAAAAAUGAGCACAUCUGCAUGCUCUGAAAACCAGCAAAAUUACACAUAUGCCACAUAUAGGGACAGUACAAUGCAUUUAUACAGUUAUGUGAAGCAACACUAUAUCUGAGCAUUUCUGAUUCACACUUUAAGAAUGGAUAUGGGCAGCACUUAAACUAAGGAGAUUUGACAUGAAUUAACUAUACAUGAGUUUCAUAAUUAUUAAAAACUUAUAAUUCGUUUAAAGAAUAAAGAUCCUGAAAAAGGCAUCUUGUGUGUGUCAGACAAACCAACAAACAUAGGAAAAAGAACCUGGAAAGCUUAUCCUUUUCUCUAGUUUUGGUUCUAUUUGGCUUGCCAUGCAAUUGUUUUUUCUUUGUAUAACUGGAUUUCAUUGUAACUUGGCUGUGAAUCAAACUACUUUUUAAGCCCUUCUCAAUCAACCAGCCCAGUUUUUUUAAAGAUAUGAAAUCAGUGGGAAUAUUUUAUUAUAUGUGUCACUACUUUGACCAUGCACUUAGUGGAUGCUAAUAUUUUCAGCCAACUAAAAUUUGAAUUCAUUCCAGCCGAUUCAAGUUAACUUCCUGUGUGCAAGCUCCUGCCCCCCUCAGUGUGUCAGGUCUUGUUUGCAGGAUUGGAAGAAGCAUACUUUGCUUCAUGUAUUUCAAAAUUAUUUAUGAAAAAUGCUUAUUUUUUUUUGUGGGGGGUUUCCUCUUAAUCUCUUAAGGAAAAAGCAGCCAUACAAAUUGUAAUUUUUAAAAGUUCAGCCUCAUGUUUAAAAGAAGGCUUUCCUUUUCUGUUUAGCUUUUCCCCUUGCCUGCCAAACCUUUGGUGCCCAUCAUUGUGCCAGUCUAGUAGGUUCGCCAGCAAUCUUUUGAAGAUUUUGAAAUACCCAGACUGUGGCCUAGUUAACACAAGCAAAAAGCCAUGUGCUGGCCACUUUUAAAGCAACUAUGAAGAGGCUUCUCUUUCCAGUGAGCUACUUGUGUCCAGCUGCUCACCGCACAGGUUCACCAUAUCACAGCAACUCUUUUUUAUGGUUUGUAGUAGCAUGAUCCCCAAAGCAAGCAGCUACCUAUGAAUUGCUGACUAGAUGGAGCAGUCUUCACAUGGUUGCUUUUAAAGUAGCCAUGAAGUGGUACUUGUUGGGAAAGUCUAUGUAGAUGUUUGUGAGGUGCCAAAAGACAACUGCCAGGAGAGCCAUUUACAAAGGCACAAAUCCCUUUGUUUAGCAACCUGUAUUGUAACAUAGCUAGUUUUUUUGAGAUUGGUUUGUUUGUUUUAAAUAGAUUCCUAUUAACACAACAAAUGUUCUUAAAAUGCACUCCUUUUUUUACAAUGUAAUCCCAAAUAUAUCUGAACUGGUGCCCCUGCCAAAUGCAUUGUUGUUUCUGUAUUCAGCUGGUAGUACUUGACAUUUGAAGGGAACUUGCAGAGGUGUGCCUGCAGCAACAUCCUGCACAUGUCCCCUAUAAAAGUUCUGCUGUGAAAAUCACAUGCAGAAGUUCCAGCUGAAUGCAGAAGUGGCUCUGCAUUUAGCUGGGUGUACAUCUUAAGGCACUGAGUGGAAUGGCCUUACUUUCAAGUAAAUGCGUUAAAACUCAUUUUCAAAUGACUAUUUGCAAUCACUCAACAUUUAUUAAAACUGUAUGAAGAAGCCCUUUCUCCAAUGUACAUCUCUGUACCUUUCCAUUCGUAUGGCUGAAAAGAUGUGUGUUUCAUAUUCAUCAAUCUAGGGACAAUUUCUUUCUAAGUUUAUCACUCUAUCAAAAUAUAUAUUUUCAAUCGAAAAAGAUAGGAAAAAUCACAGUAUAAACAUUUAUUAAAUAUAUUUUUAUAAUAAUAAGCAUCUAAAGAAAGUGGAAAGAAAUUAUGUGGGAAUUGUUUUAGUAACUUAACUUGGUUAAAAAUCUUCUGAAUUUCAUUGCAAUCUAUGAAUAGUUUUUAGUUGUUUUGGUUCUCCUCUUGCCCCCUUGUUUUACUGUGUAACUUUUUCUUUCUAACCCUAAUUUUCAUAAUCCAAAAUACAAUUUCCAAGUUUUAGGAGCUGUGUUCUAGGAGGCCAUUUUGGGCAUGUCAUAUGUUUGUUCUCAGAUAGGAAGACACUUCUGUAACUAUAAGGUAUGAUGCAAAUAUUUGUCUCCUCAAGUAUGUGAACAUUUCCACAAGAAUGAUAUAUAUGGACUUUAAAUGUGUAAAAACUGCUUCCCUCUUCCACUCAAACUAAGAUUUUCCACAUACUUAGAAAUAAAUUAGAUAUGCCUAUAUUUUCUUGAAAACAGAGACGGGUCAAUACCUUAGGAGGAAAACAUACUUUGUUAAAAUACACUGAAAAUAGGAAUAUAACAGAGGUCAAUUUUUAAAAAUUAAAAUAAAUUGUGAGAAUAGGAUACAUUUUAUCUUUUAUGAUGGACUGUAACGUGGUGGCAUAAAGUACUGAGCAAGGCUCUGCCCUAACCAAAUCCCUCCGUAUGAGUGUUUGCCAGUGUGCAUGUGGAGCUUCUGCAUGAGAAGGCUUCUAUAUUAUAGUCAUUUGUUUUUGUACACAGAGCUUCCACCUCCACUGACUGGACAAAAGAAUCCUUUGUGGGAAUUGAAGCUAGGUAUCUACACCAAUAACAAAUCAUUAGAUUAGGGAGACUUUUCACACAAAGGACAAAGUAAUUGGCAUAGAAAUUAUCACAUGCUUUAUUCUCCUUUAACUGGGGAGCACACAGUUCCUUUUGAUUAAAAACUCUUUAGUGUUAUUCUGGAGAUCUUGACUUGGACCAACUACCGUAUAUCUUUAAAGUGCAUAUUUUAUUAGUAUUAUUAAACUAACUGUGGAGUUACAUUUUAUCAUUUGCCUCUUAGAAAAUUACUAAACUAUUUGUAAACAUGACAAUAUCCUUCCCUGCGCUUAACAGUGUUCUAGUUCCCCCUCCCCGACCUGAGCACAUGUGUAAGUAUCAUGGCAGGCCUAUGGAAAAUGGAAAAUAGGUGUGUGUGUUCUGUCCAGGUCUCUGCUACAUACUUUGCAUGCAGAAGAUCCUAGGGUGAAUCCCUGGCAUCUCCAGUUAAAAGGAACAGUCAGCAGAUGAUGUGAAAGACGCUACCUGAAGAGCUACCAUCAGAGAAGGCAAUAAUAGGCUAGAUGGAUCUGACUGGCACAUAAGACAAUCUCUUAUGAAUUGUGGCUCUUGAAAGUAGUGAUGAUGUGAUGAACCCUUUUUUUUCUAGUGACCAAUGUUCUUUCCCAUUCUACUUUGUAAAUUCCCAUUUUCGGCCAUUUUUCACAUUACAGUACUUUUAGUUUAAUUAUCAUAAGUAGUGCUGCAUAUCCAUUUACUCUAUAAGCUGGACACAAACUAUAGAGCCGCCUCCUCAACAGAUGUAGACCUUAAGAAUUUCUCACUGAUAUAUAUAGUGGCCUUCAUUUUGCACAAAGUUAUUUAGAUGAAGUCUAAUUGUGGUAGCUUAAGCAUUGGUUGCCUUUGAUUGAAAUUAAAUCAAGAGCUGAUUUUUGCAAAGUGUCACAGAACUGAUUAACUCUGACUUCCACCAGAGACUACAUCUUGACUACAAGGAAAGAUUGGUUCAAGGUCUAUGCAAGCUUCUGUUUUAUAUUAACUGGGCUGCCCUCUACUCCUGUACCCAGAAUUGUUAUCACUACCAUCUUCUAUAGCAUCUUUUUGUGCACUUGAAAUCAGAUCUAAAAGGAUGAUUAGUACAUUAAGACCUUGCUGGAUCAGGGUGAAUGGAUUUAGGCAUCUAUUGGUUAAUUCAAAUAAUUCUUAAAUAGCUGGUGUGUGUCUUGAAGGGAAUGAUCCACAAAGUUUAUUCUUCAGCCACUCUGUAACAUUCAUGUGUAUUUCAGUUAUACUUUGGUCUGAAGCAUUUGAAGACUAGCAUGUAUGUUUUAAAGUUCACAUAACAUUUUGAUUAAUACUAACAUCCUGCCUUAUUAUCUUAAAAUGCAACUUCAUUUUUUUUUUAAUGAGAAGUAACCUCAUCUGCUGGCCUGGCAUGUAUUAGCUCUUCUUAUUUGCAGGUGCUGAAUGACACUAAAUACAUUAAAAGAGCAUUCAAAGUGUAUUCCUUCCACUAUUAUUUCAUUUGACCAAUUUAUACAAGUGCUAUUCAAAUGUUAUUGAAUCAUGAAUAGGUAACACAUGAGGAACGAUAUAAUGCAAUAAACAAAUGUUAAGAGCAGCAAAAUAUUUUAUAGUGUUCUCAGAUGUUGUCUGAUAGGAAUCACAUCUUUCCCCUCCACAAAAGAUAUUAGUAUGGAAAAACAAGAUGUAUUAAAUGUUAGUAUUGUAUUCCAAAAAAAAAAAAUCAGUAAUGUGGGCAUGCCUUUAAAUAAAUUACACUAAAUACUAGGAGAGUUUUAAAGCUUGCUUUAAUAUUAAAAAUUAUACCAAUCCAUGUGAACAAUAGCUCUUUUGUUCAGUGUGCACCAUCUCUGAGCUUUCUCAGUUCAACUUCUGUUAUUCAGACAAGCACACCAUCAACUUUUUAUAAAUGUA
Messenger RNA from Rhineura floridana, 9191 nucleotides. RefSeq names its product EPH receptor A6 (gene EPHA6). Gene Ontology annotation, cellular component: plasma membrane; neuron projection. NCBI's taxonomy places the organism in Eukaryota, Metazoa, Chordata, Lepidosauria, Squamata, Rhineuridae. Gene Ontology annotation, biological process: protein phosphorylation; axon guidance; cell surface receptor protein tyrosine kinase signaling pathway. The coding region runs from base 150 to 2948 and encodes 932 amino acids. Gene Ontology annotation, molecular function: ATP binding; protein binding; transmembrane-ephrin receptor activity. The record is from RefSeq and is a predicted model, not a curated record. The transcript has 17 exons.